CAUAUUUUUAUUAAUGACUGACAGGAAGCGGAAACAGUGACUCCUGGCUGGAAAACCCGGAAACUGGUGUCAUCAUGGUACAGCGUGAUGACGUGGCGUGACGUAACACGUUUUAAUGAUCAGGUUUAAUAAAUAAAAUAAAUAAUUACAAAUGUUAUUUAAAACAUUUAGUUUCAACAUGUAACCUUAUGUAUUUUAAUACACAAACAACGUUUCAUGAUAAUACUGAGUUCGGUCCGCUCCGCUCCAGGAUCCGGUCCAAAUCCGGUCUAGAUCCGGUCCGGGAUGUCCGCGCUCCCGCUCCUCCUCACGGCUAAGCUAAGCUAGUAUAAACGCCCCCAGCUAUCCGUUACCGGCCGCCGCGUCACCGCUCCCGCUCAUGUUCAGCCCCGCGGAGCGUUUUACCCACCAGCACACACCGGUCUUAUUCCAAAGUAUUUAUCCGGUGACCUCGUUCAACGGGCGGGUUGAUUUGAUCUACCGUCCGGCCAGUCUGAGCUAAGCUAACGGUUAGCCUCACAACCAAAAUGGCGGACAACGAGGAUGACAGCGGUUCGUCCAGAACAAAAACAGCCGCGGACCCGCCGGGAGCCCCGGACCCGGACCCGCCGGGAGCCCCGGACCCGGACCCGCCGGGAGCCCGACCCCGGACCCGCGGAGCCCCGGACCCGGACCAGCCGGGAGCCCCGGACCCGCCGGGAGCCGCGGACCCUCCGGGAGCCGCGGCUCUGCCCCCCGCCGCUCACAGCGGUCAGCCCCGGGACGGCUCACAGACAGAGUCCGGUGCAGAGAGCAGUCAGCCCGCGGAGAACUCACCGGCAGCGUCCGGAGCUCAGCUUGCAGAGUUCUUACAGAGCUGCCCGGAGGUGCAGAGCAUCCUGGUGGGCACAGAGCUCACCGGCCUGGGCCCGGACCUGGUCAACACCACCAUCAUCUACGUGCAGCCGGACGGCAGCCUGGAGGGAUCCCGGCUGACGGUCGAGGAGCAGCAGGCUCUGCUGGACCAGCUCACCAAGCAGCAGAUCGUCCAGGUGUCCGACAGCGAGGCCGCCCAGCUGCUCCAGCAGAGCCAGCUGGUCAAGACCGUCCCAGUCCAGAACACGGCCCUGGACCCGAGCCAGCUGCAACAGGUCAUCAACCAGGUCACCAAGGUCCAGCAGCAGGUCCAUGUUCAGGUCCCCCAGCAGGUCCUGAAGCAGCAGAAGCAGGUCCAGAUCCCUCAGCAGAACCUGAAGACCAGCCCCCAGAACAACGCCUCCCAGCAGCUGAAGAGCGUCGCCCAGCAGGUCGCCAUGCAGACCUGCGGCUCGGUCCAGGUGGUCCAGAAGAAGUCCGAGCCCGUCCGGAUCUCGAUCCAGGUUCCUCCCAAACAGGAAGUGAAGGCUGGCUACGCCCCCCAGCAGAAGAGUGCAGCUGUCAAUCAUCCACAGGUGAAGCUGUCAGCCAAUGGCACCGUGAGCAGCGCUCAGGUGAUCCACAUCCAGCCUGUGGUUGGUCAGCAUGGUCAGCAGUUCUUUCUGCAGCAGGGCCCGGGCGACGCCCCCAUCCAGCUGCUGCUGCAGAGCCCCGCCCCCGUUGUCGGAUCUCUGCUCCCAUUGGUCCACAAGGUCGCAGGUCAGCCCGCAUCAGCAGGUGUUGUCUCCAGUCUGCCUCAGAAACCUGCCAUGUCUCCCAUCAGAGUCCAGACUCCUGCCACUGUGAAGAUCCCACCCCCCUCCAAGGCCACGCCCACCGCUGCUACCAAAACCAUUAGCGUCUCACUAACGAAGAGUGCCUCGAACUGCACAGCAUCAGCCACCAAGAAGACUUCCCUCAAACCGCCAGCGGUUGUCACAGCGGUCUCAGCACAGGCCGCCACGCCAGCUGCCCGACCCGCCACCAUAGACCCACCCCCGGCGACCACGCCCCCAGUAAUGAAGGACAGAGACCGGGAGAAAGAGAAGGACAGGAAGUUAAAGAAGAGAGAGAAGAAGGCGCCGAAGGUCCAGACCAGAUCGGGUCGAGUGUCCCGACCGCCAAAGUACAAAGCCAAAGACUACAAGUUCAUCAAGACCGAGGACCUCGCCGACAGCCACCAGUCCGACUCCGACGACUACUCCGACAUGAGCGUGGAGGAGGAGGACGGUGGAAGGAAGGACGGACCCACCGCAGGCUCCUCCCCCUCACUCACCUACAGCCACAAGUCCCGGUCCCACCGCUGCCAGACCUGCGACAAGGCCUACAUCGGACCCGGAGGCCUGAACCGGCACUACAAACUGAACCCGACCCACGGAGAGCCCGAUCUGCCCAACAGCACGCCAUGCCCCCUCAGAGGUGACAGCCAAUCACAGGAGACACCAGCAGGAGGCGUCAGAGAGGAGGAAGAGGAGGAGGAGGAGGAGAAGAAGAAGAAGGAGGAGGAGGAGGACAAACCUGCUGCCACGGCAACAAACAGAGUGGAGGCGGGCCCAGCGGCAGCUGUCGGACUCAGAGGUCUCCAUUACCGCGGCCCGGGCCGGCCACGAGGGCGUGGAAGGGGACGGGGGCGGGGACGAGGACGGGGACGAUCACUUGGGCCGCCCCCUAAGGUGACGGUUGGUCUCAUCAGCAGGCGGGGCCGUCGGGGGCGACCUCCGAAACUCACCGUCACCACGGUAACCACAGAGCAGCAGGCUGAAAGGAGGCGAGACCGACUGCAGGAGCUGGUGGAGCAGUGCGAGGACGAGGAGCUGAUGGACGUCGUUCUUCCUCGUUUGACAAAGAUGUUGAGUCUGUGGGAGCUACUGCUGGCAAAGGUGGAGCGUGGCGGUCCGACUCGGACUCGGUUUCCAGACAUAUACCGUGAGUUCGAGUCCCUGCAGGCUCAGGUGAGACAGGCUGCUCAGGAUUACAUCAUCAGCCCACAGGUGGGAGUGGCGCCAUUGGAGGUCAGGAACAUUGAGGUUGCGAGGUCUCUGGGGAUCCUGGAUGAGGUGAACAGGAUGAAGGUGGUUCCUGGAGCGUCUCCCUGCUCCAGUCUGACCAAUAAGAACGUCCGAUACAUGGAGAAUUCGAAGAUGUUGCCACCUUCAAAGAGAUUCAAGAUGGAGAACAGCAUCCCAGUUCACCAGAACGGCGUUGAGACGCCCAGAACAGGUGAGACUCCUGUGACCUCUGUGACUUCCUCUCUGAAGCCCUGUAUGGUCUCUGUGUCUCCUCUGGUGGUUCAAGCUGGAUCCAAACUGCUGACCACCACGACUGAUUCUGUCUCCAGCUUGUCUGGCUCCACCUCUCCGAAGACGCCUCCCACCAAGGCUUCGCCUCCAACCACGCCUAUGGAGGAUACCCCAGGUGAGGACCAGGGGGAGGGGCCUCUGCAGAGUAUUGCCCAGGACCAGGUCCUGAGCACCGGUGACAUCACAGUCCAGAUGAAGGAGGUGGAGGAAGCUUUGGACUCAAGUUCUGAGAUUGCAACAGACUCUAGCACCGCCCAAAUACCCGAGUCCAGUUCAGGUCAGAACCAGACUUCCUCCAUGGACAUCUGUGAGUCAAAAGAGCUGCAGGAGGGUCAGGAGAUCUACAUCCAGACCGAGGGGUUGACAGUCCAGCUGGCAGAGCCCGGACUGGACCGUAUCGUCAUUGUUAACGGGCCUGACGGGACAACCAUGCACAUCCAGACCCCAGAGGGGGUUCCCCUGGAGGCGGUCCAGGCCCUGCUGGGCAUCGAGGCCUCUGACGGGGCCAAAGCUCCGCAGUGAAUCCUGAGACCUGGACCUGAUCCAGACUGUAUUUAUUUGGUGGUGUGAGCGUCCAGGUGCUGUGGGCAGAACCUGCAGCUGUCAGACUUACAGUCCAUACAGGUGGACAUUUUACACACACCUAGACCCGCUCACACACACCUAGACCCGCUCACGCACACCUGGACCCGCUCACGCACACCUGGACCCGCUCACGCACACCUGGAUCCACUCACACACACCUGGACUUGCUUACGCACACCUGGACCCGCUCACGCACACCUGGACCCGCUCACGCACACCUGGACUUGCUCACGCACACCUGGAUCCACUCACACACACCUGGACUUGCUUAUGCACACCUGGACUUGCUUACGCACACCUGGACUUGCUCACGCACACCUGGACUCCAAGCGUGAACAAUCUUGAAAAAAGUCUUUGUCUCGCUGGGGGCGGAGCAUAAACACACCUGUCAGUCUGUCCAAUCAGAGUCAGUAUGUUCUGUUCAGAAUGUAGCUGUCCCUGUAGCCCCCCCCUCAGGACAAACUGUACAUUACAGCUGUGACAGGUUUCAGGUGUUGGCGUGAGCUCAUGUUUCAGAUUAACACUUCUAAGGUCACACCUGCACCGUUCUGAACUUCCUGUUUUAAAAACAAACUUCCUGAGGUUCUCGUCUGUCGUCAACGUUCUGAUCAGUUUCCAGUUUUCGUCCUUUAUCAAAGACGCAACACCUGAUCCUGACCUCAAGUUGACCAAACAAAACUUAUUUAUGGUCUCAGUUUCUGAUUGGUUCGUUCACUUGUCAGCUGUGAUGAUGUCAGUGGUCUUCCUGCUGGUUUUAAACUGUAAAUUUGUAAAAUGUUUUUUGUUUCCAUCCUCGUUAGUCUGUUUAUAUGUAGAUAAAUCUGAAAAGCAAAGUUUAAAAAAAAGUUGCACUAUUUUAUUACUUUUUAUAAAACUUCACAGAAACGUUUUCCAAACGUAAACUGAACGUUUGUACUCGUUUGGAGAGCCGAUGUGAGGACUGACUGGAGGAGAUUAAACUUUAUUGAUUUGUCAUGUU
Messenger RNA from Larimichthys crocea (large yellow croaker), 4758 nucleotides. RefSeq names its product zinc finger protein 839 (gene znf839). Lineage: Eukaryota; Metazoa; Chordata; Actinopteri; Sciaenidae. The record is from RefSeq and is a predicted model, not a curated record. The transcript has 10 exons. The coding region runs from base 528 to 3716 and encodes 1062 amino acids.